Messenger RNA from Calliphora vicina (urban bluebottle blowfly), 950 nucleotides. RefSeq lists its product as uncharacterized. The record is from RefSeq and is a predicted model, not a curated record. The transcript has a single exon. Bases 50 to 799 code for a protein of 249 amino acids. NCBI's taxonomy places the organism in Eukaryota, Metazoa, Arthropoda, Insecta, Diptera, Calliphoridae.
UCCAUAUUUAUUAUUAUUUUUUAAAAAAUUCUUUUAAUUUUACCUAUCAAUGAACAAAAAGAAACCUAAAGAUGUGGACAUUUUUCAACGUACACUAUGCUGUAAUCCAAUACGUGAGAAAGAGGAAGAAGUUGAAAUAUUUGAAUCCGAAUUGACAGAGUUGGAAGUUGAGGAGGAAGUACUCAUGUCAGAAGAGGAAAAACUGGAUAUAAAACUACUUAUGAGGGAGAUGGACUGUAUGAAACGACGAAUACAAAUAAUGCAACUGCGCCUGAAACAUCUAACUGACGAAUGUCCCGCAGAAGAAUGCCUUGAUUACGAAGUGUUACUAAAUUGCUCUCAAAAUAAGGAAAUCUGUGCAUUACAAAAGAAUCAGCACAUGUUGCAGUGUCAAAUCAAAGAUUUGAUCAAAUGCUGCAAAGUCGCCAAGGAACAAAUACAAGACUUAACGCUGCGUAUGUGCGAGAAAACCAAGGAAAUAUUACAAAUGGGAGAGCUGGUGAAAACUCUGAUGGCGUGGAAAAAUACAUUGGAUCACGAAUUUGGUAAAUGCGUUGAACGUUUCGAAUAUUUAAAACACGUCAAAGCAGAAUGGCUGGAUGUUAAUGAGAAAAUGGAGAAACAGAAAACACUUUAUGGCACUUUGAAGGAGUCUUUUGUUGCCAAAGUGUGUUUCCUGCAAGAAAAGGAAUCGUUCAUUAGUGCCAUUACUGAAAUCAAAGAAACGAUAAAAGAACUUUUUCAAUAUCAGUUUGAACGCUUUGCUAGUCUAGAGAAACGUUUACAAAAUAGAGAUUAAAAUUCUCAAGAGGCCAGUGAUUUAUGAAAAGAAAUUCAACUGAAACUUUUAAUUUUAAAAUUCAUUCAUUGAAUUACAUAUAUUUUUUCUGCAUUUUAUUUUUGUUCUAAUUAACUUUUGAAUUAAAUUUGUUAAGUUUUUUUUUGUAGUA